UCGGCCGCACGCCGCUUGGACGACGGCGACUGCCACGACGUCUUCGGCAACUGCGCCGCCUACGUCGCCGCGGGCCACACGUGUGAAGCGAGCUUCUGUGAAGGCUGCGACUGGGCCGGGCAAUGCGACGCGUACUGUGGUGUCUGUGGGGGCGAGUGUAGAGACACCUACGACCACUGCCAGGCGUUCAUUUCUACAUCAGAGGAAAGUUGUUCGGACUUGUUUUGUGAGGACUGCUCAUUUAGCGGCUACUGCGACGCGUCGUGCGGCCUGUGCUACGUGCCGCCGUCGGCGGCGCCGACGCCGCAGCCCUCGGCCGUACCGUCGUCAAGGCCUUCCUUGAGACCGACGCGGGUCCCGACGACGGCGCCACCGACGUCGUCCAUGCCUUCGGACCGGCCGAGUGUUUCGCCGACGACCGCGGCGCCGUCGUCGAAGCCGUCUUCACUACCUACGUUUGCGCCGACCGCACGACCGUCACCUGCGCCAUCUCCACGCCCAUCAGCGACGCCUUCGGUGCGGCCUACACUAACACCGUCGCGCGCGCCUUCCACGAGCCCGACGCUGCGGCCCACAUUUGAGCCUUCAUCAAAGCCAACGGCGACGCCGUCGACGGCUGCGCCCUCGCCGCGGCCCACGCCGGCCCCGUCGCCGGCCCCUUCGCCGUCGCCUUCAUCGAUGCCGACGACGCCCGCGCCCUCGUCGGAACCCACGGCUGCGCCAACGCCGCGGCCCACGACGCCGGCGCCGACGGCAGAGCCGGGCCACCCGACGGCGGCGCCCGUCCCGCGGCCGUCUCCCGGACCGUCCGCGGCGCCGACGCGGAGCCCCUCGCGACGGCCGACCCUCGUCCCCGUGCCCGUGCCGACGGCCGUGCCGUCGCCGGGACCGAGUGCCGCUCCGACUCUUGGGCCGACGCGAGGACCGAGCCCUCGGCCGACGACGCUCCGGCCGACGCCGCACCCGACGCCAGCGGCGGGCGAUCCCACGGCGGCGCCGGUCGUCGCGCCGUCGCGGCCGCCGACCUCGCCGGAAGCGACGCACGCGCCGAGCCCGGGACCGACGCAAACGCCGUCGCCCGGUCCGAGCCGCUCGCCGUCGCGCCAGCCGAGCGCCGCGCCGACGACGCCGGCGCCGUCGCGGCGCCCGACGCCGGCGCCGACGGCGCGGCCCGGCGACCCCACGGCCGCGCCCGCGCCGCUGCCGACGCUGACGCCGACGCCGCGCCCGUCGACCGUCGUGCCGACGCUCCUGCCUUCGGCCGCGCCCACUACGGAGCCCACGGCCGAGCCCACGGCCGAGCCGACCGCGGAGCCCACUUCGAAGCCGACAAGCGAACCGUCGGCCGCGCCCGCGCCCGCGCCGACGCUCGCGCCGACGACGCGGCCUCCGACCGUCGCGCCGGGCCGCCCGACGGCGCCUCCCGCCGCGAGUCCGACGGCGGCGCCCACGACGCUGCCGACCGCGCUUCCGACGGCCGAGCCGACGUCGGAGCCCACUCCUGAGCCGACGACUGAGCCGCCGACUGCGGAGCCUGCGGCCGAGCCCACGGCCGAGCCGACGACCGAGCGGCCUACGGCUGGGCCUUCGAGCGAGCCCACGGCCGAGCCAACGACCGAGCGGCCUACGCCUGCGCCCACGACGCCGCGGCCGACCACUGGCGAGCCGACGGCGCAACCGACGACGGCACAGCCGACGACCGGCGCGCCGACGACGGCCCGAGACGAACAAAACUCCUACGUCGCCGACAACAAGGAAGGGCCCCCGACGGCCGAGGAGGCGCGGGCCGGCGCCGGC
This is a messenger RNA of Pelagomonas calceolata, 1797 nucleotides long. Lineage: Eukaryota; Pelagophyceae; Pelagomonadales; Pelagomonadaceae. The record is from the annotation of a GenBank genome assembly.